Messenger RNA from Lepus europaeus (European hare), 6653 nucleotides. It is a transcript of the gene TDRD6, whose product is annotated as tudor domain containing 6. The record is from RefSeq and is a predicted model, not a curated record. Lineage: Eukaryota; Metazoa; Chordata; Mammalia; Lagomorpha; Leporidae. Bases 1 to 6387 code for a protein of 2128 amino acids. The transcript is spliced from 5 exons.
AUGUGCUCGACGCCCGGGCUGCCCACGCCGGGGGCCUCCCUGGCUCUGCGGGUGUCCUUCGUGGACGUGCAUCCCGAGAUGAUCCCCGUGCAGCUCUGGGGACUGGUGGGCCAGCGGCGGGAGGAGUACGUGCGGCUGAGCAGGGAGAUCCAGGAGGCGGUGGCCACGCGUGGCCCGUGGGCGCUGAGCGGCACCGCGGCCUCUCCCGGAGAGCUGUGCCUGGUGCAGGUAGGGCUCCUGUGGCACCGCUGCCGCGUGGUCAGUCGGCAGCUGCAGGAGAGCCGCGUCUUCCUGCUCGACGAGGGCCGCACCAUCACGGUGGGCGUGGGCUCGCUGGCGCCGGGACGCAGCGAGUUCUUCCAUUUGCCCUCGGAGGUGCUGGGCUGCGUGCUGGCCGGCUUGGUGCCGAUGGGCAGCGGUGGCGCGGGCGGGGGCGAGCCACAGCACUGGCCGUCCAGCGCCGUGGACUUCCUUAGCAACCUGCAGGGCCAGGAGGUGCACGGACGGGUCCUGGACGUGCUGCUGCUCCAUCGCCUGGUUCUGCUGGAGGUGCCCAGUGUUUUCCAGCAGAUGCAGGAGCUCGGCCUGGCCCGGCAGGUGCCCAACAGCCUCUUCCGCUCGCUGCUCAAGCGCUACCUCGCGGCGGCCACUGCUGGCCUGGGCUCCUGGGCCUCGGUUCUCCCGCGAGCCCUGCCCAAGCAGGAGCAGCCUGGCCUGGAUUACUUCUAUCCGCGGCUGCAGCUGGGUGUGACGGAGCCCGUGGUGGUUACCCAAGUGUGCCAUCCCCACCGCAUUCACUGCCAGCUCCGGAGCCUCUCGCAGGAGAUUCACCGGCUCUCAGAGAGCAUGGCCCAGGUAUACCGAGUGUCAACGGGGACAGGGGAUGAGAGCUCAACCAGUGCCACCUGGGAGGAGAGGGAGGAGAGCCCAGACAAGCCGGGCUCUCCAUGUGCGUCCUGUGGAUUAGAUGGUCAUUGGUACAGGGCACUCUUGCUUGAGACUUUUCGGCCCCAGCGCUGUGCCCAGGUGCUCCACGUCGACUAUGGAAGGAAGGAGUUAGUGAGUUGUAGUAGCCUUCGGUACCUGCUCCCCGAAUACUUCCGAAUGCCUGUGGUGACCUACCCUUGUGCGUUGUAUGGACUCUGGGACGGUGGCAGGGGCUGGUCUCGGUCACAGGUUGGUGACCUGAAGGCGUUGAUCCUGGGCCAGGCCGUAAAUGCGAAGAUUGAAUUUUACUGUUCCUUCGAGCACGUGUAUUACGUCACCUUGUACAGAGAGGAUGGGAUGGAUCUUAACAGUGUGUUUGGAGUCCAGGCGUGUUGCUUGGCUGACCGAUUCCUUCAGAGCCAGGGCAGAGAGGAGGAAGCGGAGGAGGAGGAGGAGCCGGAAGCGGCUGUGCAGUCUCAGUCUCCCGCCGAAGAUGUGGAUGAAGAGGUUUCCCUCCCCGCCUUACCGUUCAUCAGGUUGAAGAUGAAUGCCUUUUACGACGCCCAGGUAGAGUUUGUGAAAAGCCCCUCGGAGUUUUGGAUCCGGCUGAGGAAACACAGUGGCACUUUCUCCAAGCUGAUGAAGAGGAUGUGCAGUUUCUACUCCUCGGCCAGUAAGCUGGACGGCGUGGUUUUGAAACCUGAACCUGACGACCUUUGCUGUGUCAAGUGGAAGGAAAAUGGCUACUUCCGCGCCAUCGUCACCCGAUUGGAUGACAAGAGCGUGGACGUCUUCUUGGUGGACCGAGGCAAUUCAGAAAAUGUGGACUGGUACGACGUGAGGAUGUUGCUUCCUCAGUUCCGGCGCCUACCGAUACUGGCUCUGAAGUGCACCCUGGCUGACAUUUGGCCUCUGGGGAAAACCUGGAGCCAGGAUGCGAUUUCCUUUUUUAAGAAGACUGUCCUCCACAAAGAAUUAGUCAUCCACAUCCUGGACAGGAGGGAUCGCCAGUACGUCAUUGAGAUUCUUGACGAAUCAAGAACAGGGGAAGAGAACAUCAGUAAGGUCAUUGCCCAAGCCGGCUAUGCCAAGUAUCAGGAAUUUGAAACAAAGGAAAAGAUCCCACUAAAUACCCGCUCCCCAGGGCAUGUUUCAAACCAUUUUGCUGCAGAUAACACCAAAGCCUUUUCUGCCAAGAAGGGAGAAGGAGACCAGAAGACCAAAAGAGAUAAUAAAGCCACGUGUGUGGCAGAAGCUUUGCCCGAUGCAAGUGUUACAACCGACCUAGUGCAGGAAAAAGAGGAAAGGACACCUGCUUAUUCUUCUCUUACGGAAAAUCUCUUAGGACUUAAGACAGUCUUGUCUAGUACAGGAGAGCUCCAAGUCGGAAGCACAGUAGAAGUCAAAGUAUCUUAUAUUGAAAACCCUGGCCAUUUUUGGUGCCACCUCACCAGGAACAUACAAGCAUUUAAGACUCUAAUGUGUGAUAUUCAAGAAUAUUGCAAAAACACAGCUGUUCCUUACCAGGGACCCUCCUCCACUUGUUUGGCAAAGCGACCAGCAGAUGGAAGAUGGUCCCGAGCUUUGAUUAGCGGGACACAAUCUUCAGAGAAUGUCAAAGUAGUGUUUGUAGAUUAUGGAGACCAAGAAAUGGUAUCUGUGAAUGACAUUUAUUCAAUUAAUGAAGAAUUUCUCAAGGUUAAGGCCCAGGCUUUUAGGUGCAGUCUUUAUAAUUUAAUCCACCCAACUGGUGAAAACCCCUUUGUUUGGGAUGAAAAGGCAAUACAAGCUUUUAGUGAAUUUGUAAAUAAUGCGUGGCAGGACAAUCUGGAGUUAAAAUGCACAAUAUUUGCUUUGGCCUCCAUACAUAACGAAGAACUGUUUAGCAUCGUGGAUUUGGUAACACCCUUUCAGAGUGCAUGCCAGUUUUUGGUAGAAAAGAGACUUGCAAGGCAAGAAAAAUGUCCGAAGCCCCUGGAGUUGUCUGUUCAGCUGCAUUCCUACUACUAUUCUACACAUGAUAUGAAAAUUGGAAGUGAAGAAUCAGUGUAUAUCACACAUGUUGAUGACCCUUGGACAUUUUAUUGCCAGCUGGCCAGAAAUGCACGUAUUUUGGAACAGUUGUCACAUAGUGUUACCCAGUUGAGUAAGAUUUUGCUGAGUUUAAAAGUGUCUCCCUUGAUCCCUGAUACUCUGUGCCUUGCUAAGUAUACUGAUGGAAACUGGUAUAGAGGGAUAGUAAUUGAAAAAGAACCAAAUAAAGUCUUCUUUGUUGACUUUGGGAACAUUUAUGUAGUAGCAAGUGAUGACUUGCUUCCAAUACCUAGUGAUGCCUAUGAUGUCUUACUUUUGCCCAUGCAAGCUCUUAAAUGCUCAUUAUCUGAUAUUUCUGAUCACAUUCCAGAAGAAGUGACAACAUGGUUUCAGAAGACUGUUUUAGAUAAGUCACUUAAGGCCUUAGUUGUAGCAAAAAGUUCAGAUGGAAGACUGAUUAUAGAACUAUAUGAUGAUGGUAUUCAAAUUAACGCUAGUGUUAAUGAAAAGGUAGGACUCCUUGGUUGCAAAGACAGAACAAAGAUAAAAAAAGCUGAAGCACUCCUCUGUACUGCUGAAGCUCCUGGAGAAAGAAAUAAAAUUAUGAAGUUUUCCCCUACAGAAAUUUUAAGUAACUCAGUUCAGAACAAAUCACAGAGUAGAGAGAUUUUGGGAGAACCAUACAGACCUAAGAUCAGCGCAGCAUGUAAGGAACUCAAACUUUUACAAAAUUCAACAAAGACAAACUUAGUCACCCAAAUUCAGGACCCUGUGGGAAGUAAGAAUAAUCAGAUAUUCCCAGUAGCAAGAGAAAAGAAAGAAGAAAUUUUUGCGGAGCUGCCUUUGAAAGCCACAAAAGUAGAAGCUGCUCUUUCAGAGAGAAAAAUAGGAGAAUCACGCAACAAGGAUUUGCCUCUAAAAUUUUCUCAGUUCCCACAGAAAACUAUAAUGCCUGGCUUUAAAACAACUGUAUAUAUUUCACAUAUCAAUGACAUUUCAGACUUUUAUGUUCAGUUAACAGAAGAUGAAGCUGAAAUCAAUCACCUUUCAGAGAGAUUAAAUGAUGUUAAAACAAGGCCUGAAUAUUAUGCUGGUCCCCCCUUGCUAAGCGGAGAUAUGAUAUGUGCCAUUUUUCCAGACGACAACUUAUGGUAUCGUGCCGUGGUCAAGGAACGGCAACCUAAUGAUCAUCUGUUUGUACAAUUCUUAGAUUAUGGCAACGUUUCUGUGGUCCCUACUAACAAAAUAGGCAGACUUGACCUCACUAAUGCAAUAUUACCAGGCCUUUGCAUCCAUUGCUCCCUGGGAGGCCUUUGGGUCCCCCAAAUUAUAAACUGUAAGGAGAUGAUGCAUUACUUUUCCCAGCGGACUGAUGAGGCUCAAAUCAGAUGUGAAUUUGUUAAAUUUCAAGACAGAUGGGAAGUUAUUCUUGCUGAUGAGCAUGGCAUUAUAGCAGAAGACCUGAUUAGCAAAUAUGCUUUCAGUGAAAAAUCUCAACUAGGACUUUCUACCCAAAUAAUUAAAGGUGCCUGUUCAAAGUCCGGCAAUUCUGACAUUGACACUUCAGUCUUUCUUAACUGGUAUAAUCCAAAAAUGAAGGUGGUGAGAGCAUAUGCCACUGUAAUAGAUGGGCCUGAGUACUUCUGGUGUCAGUUUGCUGAUACCGAGAGACUGCAGUAUUUAGAAGUAGAAGUACAAACUACUGAGAAACAGAUAACAGAUCAGAGAAAUUGUAUACCACGUCCUCACAUUGGCGACCCUUGCAUAGUGAAAUACAGAGAAGAUGGGCAUUAUUAUAGGGCCCUUAUCACUAAUGUUUGUGAAGAUGAUCUUGUAUCUGUUAGGCUGGUGGACUUUGGAAAUGUUGAUGACUGUGUGGACCUGAAAGCGGUCUGGAGCAUUCCUUCUGAACUUCUUUUAGUUCCCAUGCAAGCUUUUCCCUGCUGCCUCUCAGGAUUUAACAUUUCAGAAGGUGUAUGCCCUCAAGAAGGAAAUGACUAUUUUUAUGAAAUAGUAACAGAAGAUGUAUUGGAAAUAACAAUAUUAGAAGUCAAAAGGGAUGUUUGUGAUAUCCCUUUAGCCAUUGUUGACUUGCAGAGCAAAGGCGAAAGUAUUAAUGAGAAAAUGAAGAAGUAUUCUAGGAUUGGUGUGACUAAGAGUGAUCUGCCCUGUGAAAACAGUGGCCCAGAGAUAAAAGGAGCUCAUGAGUGUCCCAGUCCUGAUGUUGGACCUAAGAAAUUGAGUGCUAAAGCUGUACAAGACAAAGCAUGCUUUGUGCGACCACAGACAGAGGAGCUCUCUGAAAGCAUCGAAAAUGAUUUAAACAUUAUUGAAACCAAACCAAGUAAACUCUAUAACGCUGAAACUGAAAAUAUCUUCGAAGCUUUUGAAAAGACAUGCAAAGAUAAAAUUGGCACCAAGGUACUGGAAGGUAAAGUAGAGCUCUACUUGGCUGACAAAGCAAAGUUUGAGGAUGAAUAUAUUCUUCCAGGAUUUAGCACGUUAUUACCACAUGCUAGCGAAACAAAGGAUAUAUUAGAGCUGAACUCACUUGAGGUACCACUUUCUCCCGAUGAAGAAUCAAAGGAAUUCUUAGAACUAGAAUCCAUCGAGUUGCAGCAUUCUCUAGUCGGAGAAGAAGAAAAAGAGGAGCUAGGACUGGUGCCUCCAGUCCCGCCUCUCUUGGAUGGCUGUGGCCCAGAAAGUCCCCUAGAACCAUUUGCAGUGGAGCUUCCCCUCACCUGUGAAGCUGAGAGGCAGGAGGAACUGGAACUGCCUAUAGCCCAGCUGUCUCUAGAUGACAAAAUAAAUCCUUUGUCUUUAAGCAUCAGUCAGAAAGCCCAAGAAUCCAGGAGUGUGGAGGACAGGAGAAACCCAAGUUGUGUAGAAUCUUUUGAUGACCAGCAGGGGAUGCCAUUACAUCUACCUGAAAAGAAUUGUGACCCCCAAAUGCAGAUUGAAAUAAGUACAUAUAAAGAAGAAUUUGCUGACUAUGAAAACAGAGAUGCCACCUCCUCACUGAUACCUUUGUUCCCUAAAGAAGACCCCCCUAUGGAGAGGAAGCACAGUACUCUACCAGACUGUGUUUCAGCUCAACCACAGAACAUUUUCAGUCUGAAAGGGUUUACUGUUGGUUCCAAAUGUGUUGUAUGGUCAACUCCAAGAAACACCUGGUCCAAAUGUGAGAUUUUGGAAAUAGCUGAAGAAGGCACAAGAGUUUUAAACCUUUCCAGUGGUAAGGAGGAGAUAGUGAACCCUGAGAAUGUCUGGAAUGGCAUACCUAAAUUAGAUAAAUUAGAUAAUAGUCCAUCUGAGGCUGCAUUCCACACAGUGGGGAAGGACCCUUACUUCACAUCAUCAGAGGAUGCUGCUGCAGUUAUGGAAAAGGAGUCUGGAGGUGAUGUGGGUUUAACUCUGGAGCCAUAGACAAGGACAUUCAGCCAGAAGCUGCUCUUCCACCACUAGCUUCUUACCCAGAGCAACAGAGUAUCUGGGAGAAUUCAAAGUGUGUAGCCAGAGGACAUCGUCACUCUUGAAAAUCGUUAUAUGCAUCAAAGACAGAAAUGGGCUCAGGUCAACCAUGUAGCAUAUUUGUAAAGGUGCUGCGGUAUACAUGGAUUCAGGAUAUUUCUUCUGCCUUUAAUCAUUUUUGUAAUCAGUUGGAAACACUUAUUUUGCUAAAUAAUCUUACU